Camelina sativa (false flax) is the source of this 2141-nucleotide messenger RNA. RefSeq lists its product as uncharacterized. Lineage: Eukaryota; Viridiplantae; Streptophyta; Magnoliopsida; Brassicales; Brassicaceae. The record is from RefSeq and is a predicted model, not a curated record.
AUAUGGCCUCAUAAUGUUGCGUAGGGUCCUAACAAAGUGACGCCAACUAAUAAGCAUUAAACUAAUUUAUAACAGAAUUCAAUAAAACACCAAACAUGCUUUAAUCCAGCAGACACAAACACUACUCGGAACCCUCCGUUCAGCUAAAAUCGCCUCUUAUUAAUUGCUCUAUGUUUCAAUUUCUCAGAUUUAUCCAGAGAUCUUGAUUUAUUGCAAGUUGAACAAAGGAGAUGAUAUGGGCAAUACCAACGCAACCGCCAUUUUAACAGAAGAAGAAAGCUCAAAGCUAGGAUCCAAUGGAAUGUCUCCGUUUGGAUCUGUUUCCGUAGAGACUACGCAAGAUCAGGUGUUUCUUGCAGGUGAAGGUAAACAUGGAGAUGAAGAGAAGGAGAGCUCAAAGCUAGAAACCAAUGGAAUGUCUCUAUUGGACUCUGUUUCCGUAGAAACGCAAGAUCAAGUUGCAGGUGAAGGUAAGGAUGGAGAUAAAAAGAUCGACAGCUCAAAGCUUGAAACCAAAGUAAUGUCUCUUUUGGACUCUGUUUCCGUAGAGACCGUACAAGAUCAGUUGUUUAUUUCAGGUGAAGGCAAAGAUGUAGAUAAAGAGAAAGAGAGCUCAAAGCUAGAAACUAAUGAAAUCUCUCCAUGGGAUUCCGUAGAAACCACUCAAGAACAUAUGUUUCUUGCUAGUGAAGAAAUAGAUGGAGAUACAGAGAAAGAGAGCUCAAAGCUAGAAACCAAUGGAAUGUCUCCGUUGGACUCUAUUUCCGUAGAUACCAGACAAGAUCAGUUGUUUCUUGCAGGUGAAGUAAAAGAUGGAGAUGGAGAUGAAGAGAAAGAGAGCUUGCCUGAAGAAACAGAACCACAUAGCAAGGACUCAGUCGAUGAAUCGAAAGUAAAGAAUUUCAAAGAAGAGAUAGACCAGAGUGGCUUGGAGAGCUUUGUAAUGGAAACCGAUGAGAAGCUCCAGAAACAAACAUCAGUUGCUGAAGGUUUUGAAACUCUGAGUCAAGCGACAGAAGUGGAAGAGUUUUCUGUGAUUGGAACUCAACGUGUUGUGAGAAAUUCGAGAGAGUCUGAUAUUGAAGAGAAGCUCUGUGUGAUUGAUGAGAUGGUCUUUGAAUCUGCAAGCUUUAUUGAACCUGUUGGAACUGAAGAAAACAUGGUGAAUGAGUCUCUAGACGAAAUUGUUCAUUCAGAGGAAGUUGCAAAUCGUGAUCAAGAGACUGGUAUGGAACAGAGAACAGGAAGGCAAGGGUUUCCUGAAAGCGAGCCACAGGAGAUUCUGAAUGUCGACUAUCGUGUUGUCCAUGAUGAGGAAGUUGCAGAUGAAGAAAAAGCCGAUAAGGCGAUCUCUAACAGUAAACCUGGUUCACAAGAGUCAAAUGCUAUUCAAGAGACCGAUCUUGGAGUUUCUAUGGAAGACAAGGACAAAAGAGAAUCAAGCCUAAAACGUAUGUCGCGAUGCAGAUCGCUCCCUGUGAGCCAGAAUAGUAGAAGUAUCGGGGAUUCGCUGGUUCAACAGUUAGUUUCAGAGGUUGCGUUCCCUUCAAGAAACAAGAUGGGUUUAGAGAAAGCUAACACAUCUGAGACUCUGCUCAUUUCUUGCGUAGAAAGCAACAAAGCGCAAGAAACUACUGAAAGCAAUGAGAUGCGAGCUCCUAGCUUCGGUCAUGACCGAAGAAUCGAAGCAAGAAGCGAUGAAUUGACAGAGAAAAAUCCAUUGAUCUGUGAGGACAAGACUGAGAUAUACGAGGCAACAAUCGACGUGGAAGAGAAAACUGUGAUGCUGAAGAGAAGUGAUUCUGUGAAAUCAAGAGGCAUGGAGAUGUCUCUAGGGUCGUUGAAGAAACACAAUGAUAGCUUCAAAGAAACCAAGGGCUCAGAAGAUAACUUGGUGGACAUUAAAGCUUCAUCGGGUUCUAUGAAAGGCAUAGUCAGAAAACGGAGCAAAUCUUCGGUCUUAGGAACAUGCCUUUGUUGCACCACUGCCAUGAAUUAAACAAAUUAUUUUGUGAUUUGAUGGUUUUUUUUCUUUUCUAAAUUAUGGUUUUGAGAAAUUGGGAGGAAACAAGUACGUGUGGAUUGGGUUUUCUGUAUACUUGAAAUGGGCUUUUCUGUUUGAGGGGUUUUGGUAAAGUUUU